GUCGGCUUUUAUUAUGAAAGAACACACGUCAGACGUCACGCCACUGCACCGCCGCUCACGCGCAGCACUGCGGAUACUGUGUGCCGACACGGUGGUGAAUUUCGGUCCGUCUCAGAGCCGUGCUGCGGUCAUCAUGGCUCUCUACCACUAUGUCACCCAAGAGCAACUCUUGGGUUUUGAUAAAUAUAAGUACAGUGCGGUUGACUCCAACCCCCUCUCUAUCUACGUCAUGCACCCCUUCUGGAACUCAGUAGUGAAGAUCUUGCCCACAUGGCUUGCCCCAAACCUCAUCACAUUUACAGGGUUCAUGUUCCUGGUACUCACCUUCACCUUGCUGUCCUUUUUCGACUUUGACUUUUAUGCCUCAGGGGAAGGCCAUACACAUGUGCCAAGCUGGGUGUGGAUAGCUGCUGGUUUGUUCAAUUUUCUGGCCUAUACCUUAGAUGGUGUGGACGGUAAACAGGCUCGGAGAACAAACUCCAGCACUCCGCUGGGUGAGCUGUUUGACCACGGCCUGGACAGCUGGGCAUGUGUGUUCUUCGUCGCUACAGUGUACUCUGUCUUCGGACGGGGUGAGACAGGCGUCGGAGUGGUGAUGCUGUAUUAUCUGUUAUGGGUCGUCCUGUUUUCCUUCAUACUGUCCCACUGGGAGAAGUACAACACUGGGAUUUUGUUCCUGCCCUGGGGCUACGACAUCAGUCAAGUGACUAUCUCUGUCGUGUACAUAGUAACAGCGGUGGUUGGUGUGGAAACAUGGUACAAACCUGUUAUUGGGAAUGUUCAUUACAGAAAUCUCUUCACUGUUAUGAUUGUUGGUUGUUUAUUUGUUGUAACACUGCCAAUGAGCCUCUACAAUGUCUUUAAGGUGUACCGUAAUAACACCCUGAAGCACAGUUCGGUGUAUGAGGCCUUGUUGCCGUUUUUCUCUCCCGUCCUCCUGUUUGUGCUGUCUACACUGUGGAUCAGUCUCUCUCCUACAGACAUCAUCGAGAAGCAACCCAGAAUCUUUUAUCUCAUGGUGGGAACAGCCUUCUCCAAUGUUACUUGCAAGCUCAUUGUAUGCCAGAUGAGUAAUACUCGAUGCAAGCCACUGAGUUUGUUGUUGUUGCCGAUGACAGCUGUGGUGUUGCUAGUGAUAUCUGGGACUUUGCAGAAUGGUGAAAUUAUCGUCCUUUACAUAUGGACCGCCGUAGUCAUCCUCACUCACAUACACUAUGGAGUAUCAGUUGUGAAGCAGCUGAGUGAUCAUUUUAACAUAUACGCUUUCUCACUAAAGAAACCCAAUUCGGACUGACAAGACGAGGAGAAAAUCGUCCUGAAGGCUGCUGAGGUUUAAGCAAUCUCAGCAUGUUCUUCAGCUAGCCGACUCUCACCAAUCACCAAGGAGACACAGCUAACAACAGGAAACCAAAUUGUACUGACUAAAUGCGCCGCCUUAUUCUGAGGAUGCUGCUCAAUCAACAAAUGAAUGGAGCUGCAUCACAGGGUCCACUGAUCCCUGAGGCAGAGCUGUGCCGUGGGGCUCACAGAUCCCCGAGGCAGAGCUGCACCACAAGGCCCACUGUGCCCAGAGGUGAAGCCGCACCAUAGGACAUAUUGGGCUCAGACACACAGUUACACCAUGGGACUCAAUAGCUCAGAAAAACAGGACCCAUUGAGCCCAGGACCUACAGUGCCUCGACUUGCAGCUGUGUAACAGAGCCCAUUCCUCCCAGAAAGAGCUGUAUUGUGUUACUCGCUCCGAGCCGAGACAGUUUGGUUGUCUGGUAUCCGUGAAGCUGGGGAUUUUGCUUGUUUCCUAAGGAAAUGUGCGUUUCAGCUGAGAUACUAGGAGCCUUGAACGGUUAAUCUCACUUACACGCUCUCAGAUGAGUCACGCGCAAACCACUUGAUAAUGAAUACACACGUAUGAUGUGAUGAAUGUCUUCAGCUUAUUCGAUUUGAAGAUUUUAUUUACAUUUAAUUUUGGCCUCAAUUGCUCAAUUUGGGGAUUUUGUUUUUCAAUAAGAGGCAUUAUUUAAUUGUUUCUAUAAUGGACAGUAUAAGCCGACUGAAAACGGUCUAAUUUUCAGUUAAUAUGAAACUUAUUUAUAUGUAUGAGGGAACAGGGAUGUUAGAUGCUUAUUUAAAUCUAUGGUGCUUUUGCUGAUCUCUACAAUUAUACAAAAUUGUAAUAAUGACAUAAGACAAAUUUAAACAACCACAAAUCUAUAGUAUUACACAGUAUUUAUCACAGCUCAAACCACAACCUCAUCUGGCCAAUUGAAUUGGUAUAACUCCUGCAACUGGGAUAUUUGUUUGUUUUUGUUUCCUUUUUACAUUGGUGAUGGUGUGGCCGCGUGCCGAUUUUCAGUUUCUUCCGGUUCUCUUUUUGUUUGCUUAACUAGUCGGCUUUUAUUGAGUUUAUUUGUGCUUGAAUGAAGAGUGCGCCUCAAACCCUGACCAGGAGAGGGUGCACUUGGAGUGAGCGAGUCAAACCUCGCUCCGUCUAUAAACACGAUAAAAGCACUAGUCUGUGUGCCAUCAACAUGUCCGUUAAACCUGCAGACUGCAGGUGUCAUGGCCUGCAUCAAGCUCAUUCCAGCAUUUAGUCUGUUUUUUUUGUUAUUUUGUUUCGUUUAUGUAUCUUACUUUCUGUUUGGUGGACUGAGGGCUUAUAUACCGGUAAUAGGAUUUAUUUUUAUUUAUUUUUUACUUUCACUGGUGGUCUGAAGUGUGUUGUGUGAGUUGAAUGUAUGUGUAAAUAUAUGGAUGAGUGAGUGUGUGUAUGCGCAUAUGUACUGUAUGUAUAUAUCUGUGUAUGUUUUACACUUGUACACUCACUCUGGAACCUCAUACCUCCAUAUAUCCUGUUUCUCUGAGAUGAGACCAGAUCGAUUGAUGUUUAAACAUGUACAGUCUAUUCAUGUUGUUAUAACAUAGUAUUGUUGUUCAUCUUUUAUUAUUUUAUCUUCAUAAUAUAAUGGGAUGUGUAUUUUUUUUUUAUCCUCCAAAUACCUUCUGUUUCACAUGAAUUGAGAAAUGACAUGGAUAAAGAACUUACAUACUUUAACUGCUAUAUCCUAAGUAAAGUCAUUCUUUGUUAUGUCAGUAUCUAAUUAUUGUCCAGGAAUAUAUUUGUUAAAGAAUGUGUGAUGACACUCAUUUCUAAGGGCACUCCUGCAAAAUUUAGAUCAGAAAGCUUUUAGCCAGCAGAUGGCGCUUUUUUCUCUUUUUAUGCAGUAGAACGUCAUAUUUUUGUAUAGAGUGAUGGUAGUGCCUCAGGGUCAAAUUCACUUCGCAAAUCGGCACAUUUUAAGUUUUUUAGUGCACAGAAUAUCAGAGGAGGCUGCUGUCAGUGUGGCUGCUUGAUGUGUUUUGUUUGUGUCACUAUUAUCAUCCUUUUUAAACUAAACAUCCCUCUUAAAUGUGACUGUUUUGGUUGCAGGAGGACUCUUAUCAAGUGCUGUAUAACUGCAUUUGUGUGAUGCUUUGAAGAACAAGCAAAUGUAA
Molecule: messenger RNA, 3492 nt
Organism: Sinocyclocheilus anshuiensis
Lineage: Eukaryota; Metazoa; Chordata; Actinopteri; Cypriniformes; Cyprinidae
Product: ethanolaminephosphotransferase 1-like
Exons: 10
Coding region: 14-1294 (426 amino acids)
Biological process (GO): phosphatidylethanolamine biosynthetic process
Cellular component (GO): Golgi apparatus; endoplasmic reticulum membrane
Molecular function (GO): ethanolaminephosphotransferase activity
Source: RefSeq, a predicted model, not a curated record